This is a messenger RNA of Echinococcus granulosus, 912 nucleotides long. RefSeq lists its product as hypothetical. The coding region runs from base 1 to 912 and encodes 303 amino acids. The transcript has 7 exons. The record is from RefSeq and is a predicted model, not a curated record. NCBI's taxonomy places the organism in Eukaryota, Metazoa, Platyhelminthes, Cestoda, Cyclophyllidea, Taeniidae.
AUGGAUCUGCCAGUGGUCCUGGAGAGAGGCAAGCCCAACCCUCAAGCUUCCAACCCCGAGUGUAAUGAUAAGCUUGUAAAGGUAUUUACUCGGGAGGAAUGGGUUCAGCUUAAUAAUCGCAUACAUGCAAGCGAGAUUAGUGCAGCCAAAUUAAGAAUGGAUACUGAGGCCCGCGAAAAUGUCAGAAACAGGUCUUUUGAGAUUCACAAGGACUGGACAAACACCAUUUUGGGUGCACGAAAGAAGAAGUUGCAUGAACGAGAGGAGCGUUUGAAGAAGGAGGAAGAAGAAAGAGUGGCCGUGGACCUUGAAUGGGCUAAAGAGCAGGCCAAGGACCGCCUCAAAAAGCUUUGCAUUGCUCGCACCGCCCAGUUAUAUGAUACGUCUCGCUUAAAGAAAUUCCAUGCAGCUUUAAGAUUGGGCGAUGCUUUGAAGGAGAAUGAUCUUCAACUCCAAUUAAAGGAACUGAAACGGGAGGCUGAAUCCAAGAAGCGUGAAAUGGAAUAUCGGGCCAUGAUUGAUGCAAUUACAGCGGCUGAGAAGAAAGAGGAAAAAGAGAUGAGGGAAAAAAAGGCCGCCGAACGACUAGUUCACGAAUUCCAACGUUCACAAAUUGAGGAACGUCAUCAACAAGAAGAGAAGGAGAAGUUGGCGUUGAAGGAGGAGGGUGAAAUGAUCCGAAGCCUGUCAAGGGAGGCGGAAAGAACGAAAUCGCGGAUGCGCGAGGAAAAACGGCAGGAGCAGAAAAUGACGACUAGAGACUUACUUGAGGAAAUAGAGAACCGAAAAAAGAUGCGACUGGUAGAGAGUAUCAGGGAUAAGGAAGAAGACGAAAAAAAUCUCAUCUACGCAGUUGCUAAGCGCCAAAUGUGUUUGAUGCAAAUGGAGAAGGAAGAAGCAGCAGCAGCGUGA